Messenger RNA from Fulmarus glacialis (Northern fulmar), 237 nucleotides. It is a transcript of the gene LYRM9, whose product is annotated as LYR motif containing 9. NCBI's taxonomy places the organism in Eukaryota, Metazoa, Chordata, Aves, Procellariiformes, Procellariidae. The record is from RefSeq and is a predicted model, not a curated record. The coding region runs from base 1 to 237 and encodes 78 amino acids. The transcript is spliced from 3 exons.
AUGGCCCCACUACCGAAUGCUGAAUUAGUUCAGAACUCUUUGCAGUUAUAUCGUUACCUGCUUCGAUGCUGUAAGCAACUUCCUGAAGAGAAUAUUCGCCAGCAUUACAGACACGCAGUCAGGCAGAGUUUCAAAGUUCAUGCUGAUGAAGACAACCCUGAGCGAAUCCAGCAGAUUAUUAAGAGAGCCAUUGAAGAUGCUGACUGGGUCAUGAAUAAAUAUAAAAAACAGAAGUAG